Penicillium cinerascens is the source of this 381-nucleotide messenger RNA. RefSeq names its product DUF3602 domain-containing protein. Bases 1 to 381 code for a protein of 126 amino acids. The record is from RefSeq and is a predicted model, not a curated record. The transcript has 5 exons. NCBI's taxonomy places the organism in Eukaryota, Fungi, Ascomycota, Eurotiomycetes, Eurotiales, Aspergillaceae.
AUGAGUGACAAAGAACAGCCUAUGGUUUCGCAUGGUCGUGGAGGCCAAGGAAACAUCGGCCACGACCAAACGGAAUACGUUGACGGCGAGAUCGUUCGCGAGGGCGUCUACGGUGACCAGGGCGACGGUGCUUACUCUGCCGGUCGCGGCGGCGUCGGCAACAUCGGUUCUCCUCGCGUCCGUCCAACCUCCAAGGUGCCGCACGACUCGGAGAUGAUCCCCGAGCUCGCGGUGCGCAACUCCAGCGACGAGAACUUCCACAUCGGGCGCGGCGGCCAAGGCAACGUUCAUCUCGACGAAGCAACGAAGGAGAAGAAGAAGACGAUGGCGCACGAGGGACUCGCUGACAAGCUGAAGAACAAGCUGCUGGGACGGAAGUAG